AUGACAGUAAGCCUUUUUGACCAAUUUAUAAGUCCCUCAUAUCUAGGAAUCCCCCUAGCAGCUCUAGCUAUUUCUCUUCCUUGAUUAAUAUUCCCUGCCCCUUCAACUCGAUGAUUAAAUAAUCGCUUACUCUCCCUUCAAGCAUGAUUUAUUAACCGGUUUACUCAACAACUUCUUCUUCCCUUAAAUCUUGAGGGGCAUAAAUGAGCUACCUUACUAGCCUCCUUAAUAAUUUUUCUAGUCUCUCUAAAUUUAUUAGGCUUACUCCCAUAUACUUUUACACCUACUACACAACUUUCUUUAAAUCUAGGCAUUGCCACCCCCCUAUGACUUGCAACCGUAAUCAUCGGAAUACGAAAUCAACCAACACACGCCCUAGGACACCUUCUUCCAGAAGGUACCCCAACCCCUCUUAUUCCUAUCCUUAUCAUCAUUGAAACAAUUAGCUUAUUCAUCCGUCCCCUGGCCCUAGGAGUUCGACUAACCGCUAACCUAACUGCUGGCCAUCUAUUAAUUCAACUUAUCUCAACAGCUGCAUUCUCUCUCUCUUCCUCAAUACCAACUAUUGCCCUAUUAACAGCUACUACCCUUAUUAUACUCACCCUUCUAGAAAUUGCUGUUGCCAUAAUUCAAGCUUACGUAUUUGUUCUUCUUUUAACCCUUUAUCUUCAAGAAAACGUCUAA
Molecule: messenger RNA, 684 nt
Organism: Pseudoliparis swirei
Lineage: Eukaryota; Metazoa; Chordata; Actinopteri; Perciformes; Liparidae
Source: the annotation of a RefSeq genome assembly